AUGGACAAAACUAACGAGAAGUUUGUGCCGAUCAGUGAUAGCGCCGAUUAUCGCCAAAUUACUGGAACAUUCUCAGUCACCGCGUCGGGAAAGUUUCUGCCAAUUCAACUAAUCUACCAGGGGAAAACAGACCAGUGUCACCCUAAAUUCAGAUUUCCAAAAGAAUUCCGCGUUACCCACACGGAAAAUCAUUGGUCAAAUGAAACGAAAGCAAUUGAAUUAGUCAAUCGCAUUCUUAUCCCCUAUGUUAAGCAAAUUAGAGAAGAGCUUGGUUUUCGCGCAACAAAACAAUGGGUUUUGAUCGCCGAUGUUUUUAAAGCACAUUGGACGGAUGACGUAAAGAAGAUCAUUUCCGACAAAAAUGGGAAGAUGAUACCUGUUCCCAAUAAUAUGACAUCAUACCUGCAGCCCUUAGAUUAA
Molecule: messenger RNA, 420 nt
Organism: Xenia sp. Carnegie-2017
Lineage: Eukaryota; Metazoa; Cnidaria; Anthozoa; Malacalcyonacea; Xeniidae
Exons: 1
Coding region: 1-420 (139 amino acids)
Molecular function (GO): nucleic acid binding
Source: RefSeq, a predicted model, not a curated record